This is a messenger RNA of Carassius auratus (goldfish), 3748 nucleotides long. RefSeq names its product gastrula zinc finger protein XlCGF57.1-like. The coding region runs from base 1696 to 3663 and encodes 655 amino acids. Gene Ontology annotation, molecular function: RNA polymerase II cis-regulatory region sequence-specific DNA binding; DNA-binding transcription factor activity, RNA polymerase II-specific. Gene Ontology annotation, cellular component: nucleus. The record is from RefSeq and is a predicted model, not a curated record. The transcript has 3 exons. Gene Ontology annotation, biological process: regulation of transcription by RNA polymerase II. Lineage: Eukaryota; Metazoa; Chordata; Actinopteri; Cypriniformes; Cyprinidae.
GAAGUGAUCUGACGUGUGUGGUUUCGUGUAAUAACUACAACUUAUGGCAGUGCGUGCACACACAGCGGCUUGGCGCUCUCCUUGGCUUAGCAGCUUUAUGGUAAAAUACACUCGAUCUACACUUUUGAUGAUAAGAAACAGCAGUUCAGUAUAUGUACCUGGUAACUUUGGUACAUUCCCGGUGGAGAUUAUUCGGCCAACGAAGCGUAGGGAACUAAUCCGAGUCUCCGGAAAGAGACACCGAUCGAGGAGGACGCGGAAGCAGAAGCGGGGGAAGAGGGCUGGGAGCCGGGACCGGCUUCGCCGAGCUCCACAUAAACCUGCCGUGCCCAGCAUUUUUCUUGCUAAUGCCCGCUUUCUCGUCAAUAAGAUGGACGAGAUGAGACUCCUGACUAUGGAUCACCGCGGGGACAGUUGUGUCACGAUAAUAUCAGAAACAUGGCUACAUGAAAACAUCCCGUAUACAGCUGUGGAGCUAGCGGGUCGCGGUGUUUAUAGAUCAGACCGCACAAUACAGUCUGGUAAGACGAGAGGGGGAGGAGUAUGCGUGUUUAUAAAUAAAAACUGGUGUAAGGAUGUUAUUGUUAUGGAAAGGCAUUGUUGUGCAGACAUGGAAUUCCUGCUUUUAAAAUGCUGAUUUUUAAAUAUUUACCCCGGGAGUUCACUGUUGUGUUUGUGGCUGCUGUGUAUGUCCACCCACAGGCUAACGCUAAGUUAGCCAUGAAAAAACUGUACGAGGCUAUCAGUGCACAACAAAACAGGCUACCUGACAGUUUCUUCAUUGUGGCGGGAGACUUUAACCAUUCAAAUUUAAAGUCAGUCCUACCUAAGUUUCAUAAAAAUAUUAAGGUUGGAACGAGGAAGGGAAAAACACUGGAUCAGGUGUAUACAAAUAUAAAGGGGGCCUAUAGAGCACUGCCAGCCCCCCACCUCGGUCAAUCUGAUCAUCUGGCUUUUUUCCUGAGACCAACAUACAGACCUGUUGCUAUCAGAACUAAAUGCCAAAUCAAGACUGUGCAGAUCUGGACUGAGGAAGCAGAAUCUGCACUACAGGACUGUUUUGAAGAUACUAUGUGGGAGCUCUUUGAUCAUGCAGACAUUGAGCAAAACACCACCACAGUACUGUCAUACAUUAAGUUCUGUAUUGAAAAUACCAUCCAGACUAAACAUGUCAAACUGAUCCCUAACCAGAAGCCCUGGUUUAACAGAAAUGUAUGUACUCUUCUGAAAGCUAGGGAUGCUGCCUUGCGAUCUGGGGACCAGGAGGCCUACAGGAAAUCCAGAGUUGACCUCAGAAGAGGGAUCACUUCUGCAAAGAAAAAUUACAAGCUGCGCAUUGAACAGCAUUUUAAAGAAAAUAAUCAUCACAGUAUGUGGCAGGGAAUCAGGACAAUAACAAAUAAUACAGUGAACUAUGGUCCACUCUCUUCUGUUGACCCUUCUCUUCCAGACCAGCUGAAUCUCUUCUUCGACCGCUUUGAGGAUGGAGCCAGUGUAGGACAGACGAUUGUCAGUGCUCAUGAUGACGAGCAACCAAUCGUACUAGAUCAGCACCAGGUCAAGCAGGCCUUGCAGAACGUAAACAUCAGGAAAGCACCUGGACCAGAUGGGGUCCCAGGACGUAUAUUAAAGAGUGUCCAAACACAGAGAAGCUCCCGCUGAAGUGACUGAAAUUCUCAUGACGCUGGUAUACAGAUGGAGUUUAUUAAAGACGAGAGGGAAGACUUCAGGAUUGAAGAAACAUCCAGUCUGAAACAAGAAGUGACCGAGGAACAAUCAGAGAUGCUGUUUAUUAAAGAGGAGAGUGAAGACAUCUCAACUGAAGAAAUGUUCAGUAUGAAAGAUACUGAGCAACAAACAGACCUAAUACCAAUGAAAGAGAAAGAAGUAUUGAAUGGAACUGAAGAGAAAGAUGAAUAUGGGAAUCUUCAUGAUUUGACAACUAGAAGAGAAUCUUUUAGACAUUCACAGACUGAAAAGACUUCCACACCAAAAAAAGCUCAAAUUAAUUAUUUCACUUUCAAUCAAAAAGGAAAACUUAAAGUCCACACUGGAGAGAAUCCUUUCACCUGCCAACACUGUGGAAAAAGUUUUCCUCGUAAAUUAAGUCUUGACGUGCAUAUGAGAGUUCACACUGGAGAUAAGUUGUACACAUGCCAACAGUGUGGAAAAAGUUUCACUCAAAAAGGAAGUCUUAGCACGCACAUGAGAAUUCACGCUAAAGUGAAGCCUUACCCAUGCCCUGAGUGUGGAAAGAGUUUCCAUCAACAUGUUAACCUUAAAGCCCACAUGAGGAUUCACACUGGGGAGAGACCUUUUACCUGCCAACAGGGUGGACAAAGCUGCAAUCAUACAAUCAGCCUUAACAGACACAUGAGAAUUCACACCGGAGAGGAGACUUACACAUGCCAGCAGUGUGGUGAGAGCUUUGCUCAACAUUUAAACCUUGAAGCCCACAUGACAAUACACAAUACAGAGAGUCCCUUCACAUGCCAACAGUGUGGAAAAAGUUUCACUCAUAAAGGAAGCUUUAACAUCCACAUGAGAGUUCACACUGGGGAGAAGCCUUACACCUGCCUACAGUGUGGAAAGAGUUUCACUCAAAAAGGGAGCUUUAAUUGGCACAUGACUCUUCACUCUGGACAAAAGCCUUACACCUGCCCUGAGUGUGGAAAGAGUUUUGCUCAUCACGGAAACCUUAAUGUGCACAUGAGAAUUCACACUGGAGAGAAGCCUUACACAUGCCAACAGUGUGGAAAGAGUUUCACUCGUAAAGUCAAUCUUGACAUGCAUAUAAGAAUUCACACUAGAGAAAAGGCAUACACAUGCCAACAGUGUGGACAAAGUUUCCAUCAUAAAGUAAGCCUUAAAAAACAUGUGAGGAUUCACACUGAAGAGAGCCCUUACACAUGUCAGCAGUGUGGAGAGAGUUUUGCUCAGCGUGUAAACCUUAAGGUCCACAUGAGAGUCCACAUUGAAGAGAAGCCUUACACAUGCCUUCGUUGUGGUGAAAGUUUCGCUCAACUUGGAAACCUUAAAGUCCACAUGAGAGUCCACAAUGGAGAGAAUCCUUACACAUGCCAGCAGUGUGGUGAAACGUUUGCACAACAUGUACAUCUUAAAGCCCACAUGAAAAUACACAAUGGAGAGAGUCCCUUCACCUGCCUACAAUGUGGAAAAAAUUUCACUCAUAAAGGGAGCUUUAACGUCCACAUGAGAGUUCACACUGGGGAGAAGCCUUACACCUGCCAACAGUGUGGAAAGAGUUUCUCUCAAAAAGGAAGUCUUAACUGGCACAUGACUGUUCACGCUGGAGAAAAGCCUUACACUUGCCCUGAGUGUGGAAAGAGUUUUGCUCAUCAUAGAAAUCUUAACGUCCACAUGAUAAUUCACACUGGAGAGAGCCCUUUCACCUGCCAACAGUGUGGAAAAUGUUUCACUCGUAAGGAAUCUAUUGACAGGCACAUGAGAGUUCACACUGGAGAGAAGCCUUACACCUGCCAACAGUGUGGAAAGAGUUUUGCUCAAACUGGAAACCUUAAAGCUCACAUGAAAGUUCACACUGGACUUCCGGUAAUGCCAUGCCCGAGUCAGACGUUUAAGAACAUCGCUCAGCCCGAAUUUCUGUUUAAUCUGCCUGUUAAAAAGAAAAUUACUCCUUAAAGGGAUACUUCACCCAAAAAUGGAAAUUAUGUCAUUAAUAACUCACCCUCAUGUUGUUCCAAACCCGUGAGACCUCAGUUUAUCU